Messenger RNA from Scheffersomyces coipomensis, 1011 nucleotides. Its product is annotated as putative transcription initiation factor IIB. The record is from RefSeq and is a predicted model, not a curated record. Gene Ontology annotation, molecular function: RNA polymerase II general transcription initiation factor activity; TBP-class protein binding. Lineage: Eukaryota; Fungi; Ascomycota; Pichiomycetes; Serinales; Debaryomycetaceae. Gene Ontology annotation, biological process: transcription initiation at RNA polymerase II promoter; transcription preinitiation complex assembly. The transcript has a single exon. Bases 1 to 1011 code for a protein of 336 amino acids. Gene Ontology annotation, cellular component: nucleus; transcription preinitiation complex.
AUGGACUACAACUUUCAGAAUGCUUCAACUCACAAAACCCAAAUCCAACCAUUCAAACCAAACUUAAGUGUCCAUUUGAUUUGCAAAGAUUGCAAAGUAUCACCUCCAAACUUGGUUGAUACUAGUGAAGGUUUUUGUGUCUGUGGUGAUUGUGGUUUUGCAAUCCAAGAAGGAAUUGUUGAUACAAGAGCUGAAUGGAGAACUUUUGCUAAUGAUACUGAUUCUGACGUUGAUCCUAAUAGAGUAGGUUAUGUUGGUAAUUCAUUUGAAACUACUGCUUUAUCUACUUCAAUCUCUUAUAAUGCUACUAUUGGUAGAAAAGGGAAAGAAUUAAUGCACGCACAAGAUAGGUUAAAUGGUAAAAAAGACAGUGCAUUAGCUGCUGCUUUUACCAAAAUUUCAGCCUAUUGUGACGGAUAUCAGUUACCAAGAGUUGUUCAUGACAGUGCUAAAGAAGUUUAUCAACUUGUUUGUGAUGAUAAUUCCUUAAGAGGUAAAUCACAAGAUGCUGUUAUUGCUUCUUCUAUCUUCCUUGGAUGUCGUAAAGCUAACAUGUCUAGAACAUUCAAGGAAAUCUCUGCAUUGACAAAUGUUCAAUCUAAAGACAUUGGAAAAGUUUAUAAAAUCAUUUCCAAAAUAAUGCAAAACAAGACUGAUUCUGAUCCUUACAAUAAUUGUUACCCUGAAGAAACAACUAAUAAUUCUCAAACCUCAUUAACUGAUUUAAUUAGAAGAAUUUGUUCUUCUUUGGGGCUAAACAAUAAAGUCACGAUUGCUGCUGAACAUAUUGCUCAAAGAUGCAAAGAGGAAGAUAUUUUGACAGGAAGAUCUCCAAAUACAAUUGCAGGUGCUUCUAUCUAUAUGGCCACAGUGGUAUACCAAGUUCGUAUCCCAAUGCAAUCAUUAUGCCUCAAAGGUGGUAUUGGACCUGGUGCUAUCAAAUCAGCUUGCACAAUAAUAAAAGCUGAAGAAGAUAAGUUAAUAGAUUCAAAUUGGUUAGUUAAGUCUUAG